CAAAAGAAACCCGGAAGCAAAGUACAUUGUUUUCAAAGCCAGUUAUGCACGUGUUGGAAAUAUGGUCAGAUUUAAGUCGAGGUAUUUGCUAUGCGAGAUUUGCUUCUCUGAACGGAGCAGUCUGCCACUGUUGGAGGAUAAAGCCCUUUACCACACAGUCCGGGCAGCCGUGAACCGAGCACACGGGGACUACGGAUCAGCGCACUUUAACAUAGGGGUGACGGUGAAAUACCUGAAUGCCCACACCGGAGUGGUUCUCAUACGCUGCAGGAAAGGGCAAUAUCGACUCAUCUGGUCUGCCCUUACUUUCAUCACCUGCCUUGAGAACAGAGGACAGAGGGUGCCGUGCUUCUUCAACUGUUUACAUGUUGGAGGAACGAUUAGAACAUGUCAGAAGUUUCUUGUUAAGUACAAUAGACAACAGCUCGACAGAAUGCUGCUGGACUGCAAAACAGAUGCAGAAAAACAAGAGGUUAGGAGAGCAAUCCUGAGCUGUUCCCUGAGUGCCGUCAGAGAGGAGGAAGCUUACGAAGAUUGGAGUGAUGAUAAUGAAGAGAUCUAAAACCCCUCAUAUACAACUUUGUGUUAGUUUGUAGGUCUGAAAUGCAUCUCGUAACCAUGCAGUGAUUUGAUGUUUUAUUUUAUACAACUGAUAGGACAUGGUUCAUGUGGAGCCCUAACAUUUCUAAUAAUAUACGAAACAGUUUUCAUUUUAUUCUGUAAGUGAUUUGUAAAUUGAGUAGCCUAUAUCUUUACGUUACUUAUAUUAUUGUGUGAAGACUAUGAACUCUGGCCAUGUGUUGUGUAGGUCACGUGUACUUUUUCUUCUGUACUAACUAAAACAACUGCUGGUUUUUUGUUAUUAACUCAAAAAUUUUUUUCAAAUAAACCAAAUAUUAAUAACAACAAA
Rhinichthys klamathensis goyatoka is the source of this 910-nucleotide messenger RNA. RefSeq names its product POP5 homolog, ribonuclease P/MRP subunit (gene pop5). The transcript has 5 exons. Gene Ontology annotation, biological process: tRNA 5'-leader removal. Gene Ontology annotation, molecular function: ribonuclease P RNA binding. NCBI's taxonomy places the organism in Eukaryota, Metazoa, Chordata, Actinopteri, Cypriniformes, Leuciscidae. Gene Ontology annotation, cellular component: ribonuclease P complex. The record is from RefSeq and is a predicted model, not a curated record. The coding region runs from base 62 to 562 and encodes 166 amino acids.